Sabethes cyaneus is the source of this 1536-nucleotide messenger RNA. RefSeq names its product RCC1-like G exchanging factor-like protein. Bases 128 to 1489 code for a protein of 453 amino acids. The record is from RefSeq and is a predicted model, not a curated record. NCBI's taxonomy places the organism in Eukaryota, Metazoa, Arthropoda, Insecta, Diptera, Culicidae. The transcript has 4 exons.
ACAAGAUACAGUGUUAAAAAGUUUUGAACCGGGAAAUGCUGUAAACUAAUAGAAAAACUAUUAAACUGUUCUAAAUGAUUUGCUUGUAACAAUAAUCGGCAGUUUUAAUUGUGCCCGUUCGAAUAAAAUGUUUUCUCCGGCCAUAGUGCAGCGACUGUUGUGUCGGCAUGAAUGUGCUCGCUGCUACACAUCGACAGCUAAGCGCAGUGUUUUACGACAGGAUACCAACAAAAUUCCAACACACCAGUACCCGAUUGCUAAGGCUGGCGACCGGCGUGUGUAUGUGUGGGGGUUGGCAGCAACGGGAGCUUUGGGAGUGCAAACGUCCGUUAAAAAGCAAGCUAAAGCAUAUACAGAUUUUGUUCAACAUCCUAGUCGGUUGAAUUUUGCUGAAAAUCGUGAUAUUAUUGAUGUUGCCGCGGGUUAUGGUUUUUCUACGUUUGCGGCAACGUGUCGGGAAGGGCGAAGCCUUUGGGGAACGGGAAUCAACACCGACUCGCAGAUAGGUUACCACAAGUUGGGUGGUAAACAGAGAAAACCAUUCGAAUUGUUAAUAUAUCCUGCUCCGAUUAAUCUGAGUACUGUUGUGGGUAACAACAAGGAGGUACAGAUCGUUAAAGUUGCCGCUGGAAGAGCACACAGUCUAGCGCUGGCGGACAAUGGGAAUGUUUUUGCGUUUGGCAAUAAUGCGUAUGGUCAGUGUGGAAGGAGCAUAAUCAGGGACGAAGACUAUUUUCACGCGCCUGUAAUUAAAAGAAUGAAUCGAAUUGGCAAUGAAACGGUGAAAGAUGUUGAUUGCGGUCAAGACCAUAGCUUCUUUCUUACUGAAUCCGGGAAGCUAUACUCGUGCGGUUGGAGUGACGACGGUCAAACUGGACAGGGUAGAUUUGGACUCAUCAGUACUCCCGCGCUGGUGGAAGGUGAUUUGAAAGGCGAGCAAGUGGUCAAAGUGACCGGUACGGCAGAUACAGUUUUAGCUUUAAAUGGUAACGGCGAAGUGUUUGGUUGGGGUAACACCGAGUAUGGACAAUUGAACGGUGACGAUGACGGAAAUCCACAAAUCGCCUCUCCACGAAACCUAGACUUUCUAAAAGACUGUGGAAAAAUAAUAGACAUUGCAGCCGGUGGUUCCUAUUGCCUAGUUCUUAAUGAUCAAGGGGAAGUAUUUGCUUGGGGCUAUGGAAUUCUCGGUUUUGGCCCGGAAGUAGAACAUAAGUCACGACCGUGUCGAAUACCACCGGCUCUAUUCGGUCGAAAUGAUUUCAACCCAUCCAGUCGGGUACGGUCCAUUUACGCCGGUGUUACGCACAGUGGAGCAAUCAACGAUCAGGACGACCUCUACAUGUGGGGGCACAAUAGGUACGGUUGUUUAGGGUUUGGCAAUAAAAAGGAUCAGUUUUUCCCACUGAAAGUGGCCGUCAGUGCACGGGUGCUGAAAGUUAGUUGUGGUGUUGAUCACACGUUAGCGCUAUGCAAGGCGUUCGUUUGAGUCACUCAAAGUUUUACGGUUCUUUAGAAUAAACGCGCGAAUUUACA